Molecule: messenger RNA, 1419 nt
Organism: Fusarium venenatum
Lineage: Eukaryota; Fungi; Ascomycota; Sordariomycetes; Hypocreales; Nectriaceae
Product: pyridoxal phosphate-dependent transferase
Cellular component (GO): cytosol
Molecular function (GO): transaminase activity; pyridoxal phosphate binding
Source: RefSeq, a predicted model, not a curated record
AUGGCACCUUCAACGAUUGGGGACGUCUGUGAUGCCCCGGAUUAUCAACUCUCCACACCAAUCAAGCCCAUCCAUCAUGAAGGCGCUUUGAUGCAUAGAUCCCUUGUACAACAUCCUUACAUGGUUGAGUCUGCGCAAGGAAUCGAGUUAAAGUUGUCCAGCGGCCAAACCAUCAUCGACGGCUGUGGCGGUGCAGCGGUCGCGCUCGUCGGACAUGGAUGCGAGGAAGUCAUCCAAGCCAUCACCGACCAAGCCCGCAAAGUCAGCUACGUUCAUACACAAUCUUAUACCACUGCACCUGCAGAAGAACUUGCCGAUGUUCUUUUGCAAGGUAACCCGUACGGCCUGGAAAAGGCAUUCUUCGUCGGCAGUGGCAGCGAAGCUGUCGAGUCAGCACUGAAGCUUGCUCGUCAAUACCAUUACGAAAAGGGUGAUUUGGACAAAGUACAUAUCAUCUCUAGACGUCAAUGCUAUCACGGAAACACAAUGGCUACCAUGUCUAUCUCUACAAACCUUGCUCGCCGGGCCCCCUACCAUGGCUUCCUUUAUCCCAAUGUAUCUCAUGUCUCGCCUGCCUUUGCCUAUCAUUACAAGGACAGCUCCGAAAGUGAGGACCAAUUUACCGCUAGAUUACUGGUCGAACUUGAAGAAGGAUUCCUGCGUGCAGGACCUCAAAAAGUCGCUGCAUUUAUCGCCGAGACAGUAGUUGGCGCAACAUCUGGAUGUGUGGCUGCUCCAGCUGGCUACUUCAAAGGUGUCAGAGCUUUAUGCGACAAGUAUGAUAUCGUCAUGAUUCUUGACGAGAUCAUGUGCGGUAUUGGCCGCACAGGCACUUUCUUUGCUUUCGAGCAAGAAGAGGUAGUGCCCGAUAUCAUGACGGUUGCCAAAGGCCUCGGAGGUGGUUAUGCUGCCAUUGCCGGCGUUCUCAUCCAUAAGCGAGUGGUCGACGUUCUGAGACAAGGUUCAGCCACUUUCAAUCACGGACACACCUACCAAGCCCAUCCAAUCUCUUGUGCCGCUGCAUUGGCUGUGCAAAAGAUUAUCCGACGGGAUAACCUUGUUGGGCGGUGUGCCAAGAUGGGGUUGGUCCUUGAAAGAAUGCUAAGAGAAGAUCUCAGUAGGUGUAGGUCAGUUGGAGACAUUAGAGGUCGGGGCUUAUUUUGGGGAGUUGAGUUUGUGAAGGAUCAAAAAUCGAAGCAGCCAUUUGAACCUACAGCUAAGUUUGGCUUGUUGGUACAACAACUUGCCUUCGAGAAGGGUGUUGCUCUGUACCCAGGUAGUGCAACUAUCGAUGGAGUCAACGGAGACCACAUUCUGCUUGCGCCGCCAUUUACAGUAACUGAGGAUCAGCUGCGGACCAUCUCUCGGACGUUGAAACAAGCAGUGGAAGCAGCAGAAAGAACGGUGUUCUUUGACUAA